This is a messenger RNA of Triticum dicoccoides, 1113 nucleotides long. Its product is annotated as transcription factor JAMYB-like. Gene Ontology annotation, molecular function: DNA-binding transcription factor activity; sequence-specific DNA binding. Gene Ontology annotation, biological process: regulation of DNA-templated transcription. The record is from RefSeq and is a predicted model, not a curated record. Bases 65 to 991 code for a protein of 308 amino acids. Gene Ontology annotation, cellular component: nucleus. NCBI's taxonomy places the organism in Eukaryota, Viridiplantae, Streptophyta, Magnoliopsida, Poales, Poaceae. The transcript has a single exon.
CAACAACAACGACAUACUCAAGCUCUAGAUCACUUCCAACUCUAGCUCACUCUCGAGUCCGGCCAUGGAUCACUUCGACUCCUUCGGGUCGACCGGCAUGGACGCCGUCUGGACGGGGCCUUGCGGAUGGCCGGCGGCCGCGGCGACGACGGGCGGGGAGCAGGAGGCGACGGACCUCCGGAGGGGGCCGUGGACGAUGGAGGAGGACGCGCUCCUGGCCGGCCACAUCGCCAAGCACGGCGAGGGCCGGUGGAACGAGCUGGCCUCCGCCGCGGGGCUGAGGCGCACGGGGAAGAGCUGCCGCCUCCGGUGGCUCAACUACCUCCGCCCCGACGUCCGCCGCGGCGACUUCACCCCGCAGGAGCAGCUGCUCAUCCUGGAGCUCCACUUCCGGUGGGGCAAACGCUGGUCCAGGAUCGCGCGGGAGAUGCCGGGGCGGACGGACAACGAGAUCAAGAACUACUGGCGCACCCGGGUGCAGAAGCACGCCAAGCAGCUCAAGUGCGACGUCGACAGCCGCCAGUUCCGGGACGUCAUGCGCCACCUCUGGAUGCCCCGCCUCCUCGAGAGGAUCCAGGCCGCCGCCGCCGCCACGCCCGCGCCGAGCCUGGAGCACGCGGCGUCGCCCGUGCAUCCUCUUAGUGUCGCGCCGGCCUGCCGCGGCGGCAUCGGCAUGUGCCACUCCCCUGAGACGACGACGGUGACCACGUCGAGCACGGCUGGUUCAUCGGUGUCUCUCGAGGUGCAUUUCCCGUCGAACCAGCUUGUCUUGACGGCCGGCAGUACGACGAACUGGUCAGGCUCAGGCAGCGACCAGUGCGGCAGCGCCAGCGCGAGGAGCGAUGACAUGCUCGACGGGAGCUGGUCGGAGCUCCUCGCUCGUGCGUGCGACGACGGCGCCGACUCUGUGGUGUUCCCCCACUUUGAAUUAGGGGAAUCCAGCGACGACAAGUGGAGCUUGGAAGACAUCUGGUCGCAACACCAGUACUGAAACUUGACUACUGAUCAAUUAGAAGUAUACUGUGCUACGUCAGCUACCUCGAUUUUAUUAACGACCAGAUUUACUGUAGUGUGAUCUGCUUGAUUGCUAAUCAACACAGUUAACAAAAUGGA